UAUUAUCAUUUAUUACAUUCUUGCAACAUAGUCCACAACAACCUAAGGCCUAACUAAAAAAAGUAGAAAUAAAGACUAUGUCCCAACUGCCGGUAGAGCUGGUGUUCAUCCCCUCGCCGGGGCUGAGCCACCUCGUCUCCACCAUCGAGGCCGCCAAGCUCCUCCUCGUCCGCGGCGGCAACCGCCUCGCCGUCACUGUCCUCAUCAUCAAGUUACCUAAGGGAGCAGAUGAUCAAAAAGAAAAGAUUUCUUCCAUCAUGGAAGGAACUAUUCCUCGCCUUCGAUUCGUUGAAUUGCCCGAUGACCAUAACAUCCAACCCGGGUCGCCGACAUUUCUCUUUGACUAUAUCGACAACCACGCCGAUAAGAUUCGACAAUUCUUGUCGGAGAUGAUCGAGAAGCCUCUUGUCCCCGGCACCCAACUAGCCGGCCUUGUUCUCGAUAUGUUUUGCACGAGUUUUAUUCAGGUGGGUAACGAAUUUAGCAUUCCAUCCUACGUGUUCUUCACUUCAGGAGCAUUAACUCUCGGCACAUUCUACGACCUCGUUUCACUCAAAUUCGAACAAAAUCAGGACCUGGCACAGUACAAGGAUUCCCACGUCGAACUGUCCUUGAAUUGCGCCUCUCACCCUAUCCCCGUCAAAUUAUUUCCUACAAUCUUUUUCGAGGGCAGCUCCGUCGCAGAUCUCUUCCUCGGAUACUUCCAGAAAAUGACCGAUACCAAAGGAGUUCUCGUCAACACAUUCUACGACCUCCAAAAAUACACACUUGAUUCUUUGUCGGCUCAUUACAAUAAGUACCCCAAGGUUUACCCGAUCGGACCAAUUUUGAAGGACAAUCAUGACGGCUCCGGCGGUAAUCCGCCGGAAAAUGAUGUAAUAAAGUGGCUGGACGAUCAGCCGGAGGAUUCGGUGGUGUUUUUAUGCUUCGGGACGAUGGGGGCAUUCGAAGAAGCUCAGGUGAGGGAAUUCGCCAAGGCUCUGGAAGAUUCCGGAAGCAGAUUUGUGUGGUCGUUGCGGAAGCCGUCGGGAGAGAAGUCGAUUCGGCUUUCCGGUGAGUACGGCAGCUUCGACGAGGUUUUGCCGGAGGGUUUUCUGGAGCGGACGGCGGCGGCGGGGCGGGUGAUCGGGUGGGCCCCGCAGGUGGCGGUGCUGGCGCACGCGGCGGUGGGGGGUUUCGUGUCGCACUGCGGGUGGAACUCGGUGCUGGAGACCGUGUGGCACGGCGUUCCGGUGGCGGCGCUGCCGCUGUACGCGGAGCAGCAUAUGAAUGCGUUCGAGCUGGCGACGGAGUUGGGGAUCGCGGAGGUGAUCAGGAGUGACUACAAAACGGAUUCGAGUAAGAAGGCGGAGGUUAUUCCGGCGGGGGAGAUCGAGGCGGCGAUCCGGCGGGUGAUGGCGGCGGAGAGCGGCGUGAGGGAGAAAAUGAAGGAGAUGCAGAGGAAGAGCCGAGAGGCUUUGAAGGAAGGCGGAUCGUCGUACGCGUCGCAAAUGGAGUUUCUACAAGAUGUGUUGAGGAACGUUGGAUUGGAAUAAUAGGUUUAUGAUGGCCUCAUAGUAUUAGAUUCCAUCGAGGUUUAUCCAGUGCGCAGUUUCGACUAGUGUUGCAGUUUUUCACGUCAUCCAAAAAAAUAAAAAAUGGUAUUGAAACGGUUGUGGGAAGAAUUCACACUGUCUGCACUAUAUUGAUUUAAUAUCAACUUUUUGAUUAUUUA
Molecule: messenger RNA, 1714 nt
Organism: Andrographis paniculata
Lineage: Eukaryota; Viridiplantae; Streptophyta; Magnoliopsida; Lamiales; Acanthaceae
Product: anthocyanidin 3-O-glucosyltransferase 2-like
Exons: 2
Coding region: 78-1535 (485 amino acids)
Molecular function (GO): UDP-glycosyltransferase activity
Source: RefSeq, a predicted model, not a curated record